This is a messenger RNA of Fraxinus pennsylvanica, 561 nucleotides long. The record is from the annotation of a GenBank genome assembly. Lineage: Eukaryota; Viridiplantae; Streptophyta; Magnoliopsida; Lamiales; Oleaceae.
AUGUUUGCAGCAGAGAACGGUUUAAAGGGAGACCCAAGAUUGAAGGGCAUUUCCGAUUCAAUUACAGUUGUUCCCCACUUUCCAAAGCCAGGAAUAAUGUUUCAGGAUAUAACAACGUUGGUGUCGAAUCCCAAAGCCUUCAAGGACACUAUUGAUAUCUUUGUUGAUCGUUACAGGGAUAUGGAUAUCUCUGUUGUUGCUGGAGUUGAAGCUAGAGGAUUUAUGUUUGCUCCUACAAUUGCUUUAGCAAUUGGUGCAAAAUUUAUCCCUCUACGUAAACCGGGAAAGCUACCAGGUGAAGUUAUUUCUGAAGCUUAUGAGCUUGAAUAUGGUAAAGAUCGUUUAGAGAUGCAUGUUGGGGCCGUUCAGCGUGGAGAACGUGCAUUAGUAAUUGAUGAUUUAGUGGCUACAGGAGGAACACUGUCUGCAGCCACAAGGCUUUUAGAACGAGUUGGUGCUGAGGUAGUUGAAUGUGCAUGUGUUAUCGGAUUGCCAGAGGUCAAGGGAAGAUGCAGGUUGGGUGGGAAACCACUAUAUAUGUUGGUGGAACCUCGGCAAUAA